This is a messenger RNA of Saccostrea cuccullata (small rock oyster), 930 nucleotides long. RefSeq names its product guanine exchange factor for Rac 30-like. The transcript has 10 exons. The record is from RefSeq and is a predicted model, not a curated record. The coding region runs from base 64 to 930 and encodes 288 amino acids. NCBI's taxonomy places the organism in Eukaryota, Metazoa, Mollusca, Bivalvia, Ostreida, Ostreidae.
AAAUUUCUUUAUUUUGGACUUGGAUAUCCACAUCACUUAAGCAGGGAUACAGCUAUAAAACAGAUGGCAGCUCUUUUUCCAAAUGGUACGGAUGAGAAGUGCUCUUGUACUAAAGCAUUUAAUUUACAUUAUGAGGGUUUUACAGAUUACACAACUAUGGACUGUGUGAGAUAUCAACAUAGCUCUCCAUAUAGAGGUGCUUUGGCACACCUACUGGACUACCAACAGGCUGUUAGACCGACUGCUCAGAUCUGCCACUCUCAUACAAGCGUAUGGCGGGAACUGAAUAAUAUUUUACAACACAACGAUCGGGGCGUACGUUGUUUGGAAAACUUGAUCAGCCAUUUGUAUGUUUCUGUAUUCCAUCAAGGAGACCCAUGUUCUUGCCACGCCGUUUCUACGACUACAAAGGCUACAACACAACCUUCAACAGCAACUAUUACGACGACAACAUCCACAACAACAACCACAUUACCUUCAACAACAACAACCACCACUCUACCCACAACAACAAACUCACCAUCGACAACAACAGCAACCACAAGUAAACCAACUAUCACAUCAACAGAAACAACAAAUAGUCAUUCUACGACUACUAGUCAAUCAACAGAAUGUUCUAAAAUCCGCACUGUCACAGAACUGGGCAAAUUUCAACAACUUUACCCAGAAUUCAAUACCAACUGUUCUAGACGCAUUUCUACGUCCAAUUUAAUUGUCAGGGAUUUGUGUGAUUUUGUUCCUAUUUCAAAAUACUGGAAACCAGGCAAAAAGGGAUGGCUUGCCGGGGGAUUUUUGGGUUGUACCAAUACGUCUCUCAGAAUUGCAACGCAAGAAUGUGGUGGUAAAUUUGAAAUUCAGGAGUUUGCCCACAUGCCACACAUUUUGAAACUUUCACACAUAUUGCCUCAAUUUUUAAAAAUUACCUAUUAG